AUGGAUGUACAUGUAUCAAUUGCGCGAAGCAGUGGAGUGGGUGAAUGCAUUGUCAGUGACAGUGACAGUGACAAUGACAGUGACAGUGACAGUGACGUGGGUGUCACGUGUGGUGAUGAGAUCGACUGUGACGCCUGGGAAGAGGAGGAGAGAGUGCGCGAAGAAGCGAACGAAAGGAAACUGCUGCAACGGUACCCGCAGCUCACACCCUACACCGAAGGAUUGCCAGAUGAUCUGUUGAGAGUCAAAUCAGACAUUGUGGCCAUUGACAGUGGAAAGGCCACGAGUCUGCGCAAGCAGUGGUACGACAAAGGAUUCAGCAGAGAUCAGAACAAGUACAAUCGACUGCAUCUCUACGGACCUUUCGUGCGACAAUCCGACCAAGAGCUCAUACGCACCACCGUCGCCUCGUGGUAA
Messenger RNA from Sphaeroforma arctica JP610, 417 nucleotides. RefSeq lists its product as hypothetical. The record is from RefSeq and is a predicted model, not a curated record. The coding region runs from base 1 to 417 and encodes 138 amino acids. The transcript is spliced from 3 exons. NCBI's taxonomy places the organism in Eukaryota, Ichthyosporea, Ichthyophonida.